Messenger RNA from Esox lucius (northern pike), 1336 nucleotides. RefSeq names its product zona pellucida sperm-binding protein 3-like. Bases 49 to 1287 code for a protein of 412 amino acids. Gene Ontology annotation, cellular component: extracellular matrix. The record is from RefSeq and is a predicted model, not a curated record. Gene Ontology annotation, molecular function: acrosin binding. NCBI's taxonomy places the organism in Eukaryota, Metazoa, Chordata, Actinopteri, Esociformes, Esocidae. The transcript has 7 exons. Gene Ontology annotation, biological process: binding of sperm to zona pellucida; positive regulation of acrosome reaction; egg coat formation.
ACAUGCAUUUAAAAAAGUGCACGCUAGAUACAUGCAUAUUUUGCAGAAAUGGGGUCCAGGCAGGAGCCAGGCAGGCUUUUGACUGCAGUUGCUUUAUUUGUUUGUAUCUGGGACGCUGCGUUAUCGACACCAUGGGCUUAUCAACAACAUUAUUAUGCGGCUGUGAAGCCCAAAGUACCGAAAGCCGCAUUCAACAACCAGAGGCAGUAUUCAGUCGCCCAGACAAAGCAGGCCUUGGCGCAACCGCUGAUGUGGACGUUUCCAGAAGAUCCAGUGCAAGCGGUCAAGCCUGAAACCUCCACCUUUGAGCUGAAGCAGCCUUUGCCUGCCAACACGGUGGGUGUGAGGUGCGGGAACAACCAGGUACGGGUGGAGGUCAAGCGAGACCUGUUCGCUAUCGGCCAACUCAUCCUGCCGUCGGAUCUGACUUUGGGGGGGUGCGCCGCGAUUGGUGAGGACGUUGAGGCCCAGAGGCUGAACUUUGAGUCUGAUCUGCAGGGAUGCAACAGCAAGUUGGAGAUGACUGAGGAGUUCCUCACCUAUUCCUUCAAACUGAUCUACCAACCGAGCCCCAUCGGCAGCACCCCUGUUAUCAGGACCAGCCAGACUGUCGUAGACAUCGAGUGCUAUUACACGAGGAGGAACAACUUGAGCAGCAGUGCUCUGAAGCCCAGCUGGCUGUCCUUCGCUGACUCUAAAGUGGCUGAAGAAAACUUAUAUUUCUCUCUCAGGCUGAUGACUGACAACUGGCAGCUCAUGAGGAAGUCCAGUCAUUACUUCCUGGGUGAGCGGAUCCACGUGGAGGCCGGGGUCCUGCCAUACCUGCGGGUCUUUGUGGACCACUGCGUUGCCACUCUGACGCCCGAUCGAAAUACCGAGCCCAGAUACACAUUCAUUGAGAAUUACGGGUGUCUGGUUGAUGCUGUGUUGACAGACUCCACCUCCCAGUUCCUGCCUCGCUCCCAGGACCACAUGCUUCAAUUUUACCUUGAGGCAUUCAGAUUCAAACCGCAGAAUACCAGCUCCGGAAGCAACCGCAAAACAGGCCAAGAUGUUGACCGGAUUUACAUCACCUGCCACUUAAAGGCAACUGCAGCCUCUUCCCCAUCUGAUGCUCAACACAAGGCUUGUUCUUUUGUCGACGUGUGGAGGGCUGUGGAUGGAGAUGAUGAGGUGUGCAGCUGUUGUGACUCCAGCUGUACUACAAGAACAGCUAGAGAUGUCUCCAUUGACACAGAUGUGCAGUGGGAGGCGGAUGCUGUUCUAGGCCCCAUAUACAUUCACUGAGCCAAGACAUCAAUAGGCUCCAGAAGAAAAUAAAACUCUUCAUGGUUAA